Messenger RNA from Penicillium argentinense, 1458 nucleotides. Its product is annotated as Transcription factor. The transcript has 8 exons. Lineage: Eukaryota; Fungi; Ascomycota; Eurotiomycetes; Eurotiales; Aspergillaceae. The coding region runs from base 1 to 1458 and encodes 485 amino acids. The record is from RefSeq and is a predicted model, not a curated record.
AUGGCAUCCACUGCAGGAGAAUGCCGCCCUCAAAAUCGCAAGUUAAGCUCGCAUGUCUUGCCUGCCGCUCCUACAAAACGCGCUGCGACGGGCAGCUCCCGUGCGCAAAUUGCGCAAAUAACCAAAGACAAUGUAAUUAUCGCCCAAGCAGGCGCGGUGGUGCCCGCAGAGGCGAGCGAAAUCUUUAUACAUGAUCUCGCCAACAUAAUUUACCCUUCCCGCCCGCUUCAGGACAGCAGGGACUUCGCGAUGACGGAGAACCCCAGCCCUGCCGUUGGUAAUCACGGUACUCUUCAGUCUGUGGAAUCAUCAUUCUAUAUCAGGUCAUACCAAAACGAACAGGACUUCUACGCAGAUAAUCCGCAGAAAGUCCUCCUGACACAGCUCGCACCUGACCAGGCGUUCUUGCCAUUCUGGCCGUCAUCCCCCUUCGGCCUCGCACUCAUGGCACUUCUGGUCCUGUUGCCUCUUCAAGAAGAUCUCGAUCCGAUGCGAGAGACUCAAAUCGAAGUGAGGAAUUCAUAUGCAAAUAUUUAUGCCCGAGCGGCGCUUGAGAGCGUUGAUGGGUUCUGCAGUGGUCAAGAGCAAACCGGCGCAGCUCCCGUAUCCACUCCAGGGAUGGACGACGUCCCACGAAGUGCGAUUCAUCCUGAGCUACCUUCUACCUUAGACCCUGUGCUUGCCCUUUUGCUCCUGGGCGUCUACGAAUACUGUCAAAACAGCAACCGGCGACUAAUGCGCGCUCGAAUAUACAGCGCGUUAAUACUAGCCAUGGAUCUCUCGCUUCAUAUUUGUCAGCCGACGAAUUCUGAGCAUUCGAUUAUCCAGGCCCGCGUGUGGUGGAAUACGCUUUGGUCCACUUCAAUGAGAGCCCAAGAAGCGUUGCUCGAGACAGGCUUCGUCGCCAAGCAGAUGACAGAGGGAAACAUAAAAGGAAGUCAUGAGCACACCCAAAAACGUAUUCGUGAGCUCGACUCGUUCAUUCUAGCUGUCAUUGCCGACCUGGACCAACCCCCUGAACUUUCAACAUGGGAAGGGGUCGAUGGCGUGGCGAUAUUCAACAAAUGGCUUAUGGCUCGGUUCUUAGCCCACACCGGCAUUGGUGCUCUCUCGAACCCUGCGAGCCAUACCAUGGCCCAAUACUUCAUAUUCCGAUUCUUCUUCCGGUCCAAAGUCUUUCGAAGCAGCUGGGCAACUAAGCGGUCCCUCGAUAUUUUCCCUGAAUCGUGUCCGAUAUCCGCGCUCUUUGCCAUAUAUGGCAUGCUGUGGGAUGCAGUGUUGCUACGUGCUUAUGAUGUUGUUGCGGAAGAGCGCCAGGAUGCCGAACGCUUCAUCGAAGAGCUGAGACAUGGAGUUAAAUCUGUUUGUGAUUUCAUGUCCGGAAACGCGAUUUUUGGAGGUGUCGUGGAUAUGGCACGCGAGGUUGAGACUGUCUAUCUUGCUCAUUUUCACGAGUGA